GUAAACGUGAAGCAAUAAUCAAGGGAACUCCAAGAAAAUAUGCAGAAAUAUAUACAGCAUGUUGGCAAGGAAACCCAGAUCUCCGCCCCCAUCUUCAUCAAGUUAUGCAGGAUUUGGACAAUGUUGAUGUAAAUAAUACUAUUGAAGAUAUUGUUAAUUUAACAGAUCAAACUAAAUAA
This is a messenger RNA of Entrophospora candida, 179 nucleotides long. The record is from the annotation of a GenBank genome assembly. Lineage: Eukaryota; Fungi; Glomeromycota; Glomeromycetes; Entrophosporales; Entrophosporaceae.